AAAAAAAAACCAUCAGCCAUAUUGGUGUGUUGUAUCGCUGUCCUCAGUAAUUUCGAAGAUCAGCAAAGGAGAUAGUGCAUCAUGACUGAUUCCAUGAAAUUUGGUCCAGAGUGGUUGCGCAAGGUUUCGUCAGGAGACAGUUGCAAUACUGGUAGUGGUGGUGGAGGGACAACAACCCUGAGUACACCUCGUUAUCAGUUAGCAGAGCAUAGAUAUGGCCGGGAAGAGAUGCUGGCCUUGUUUGAUCGCAACUGUAAACCUUCGGAGCCAUUGACAACUUUUCCAACACUGUAUGUGGAGAAAACUCAGCUUCCAUUGGCUCUCACAACCAUGACAGAUGAUGAAUCGCGUAUGUGGAAUGGAGGGAUAACUAAUAUUGGUAGUAGCCGUGGAAGAGGUAGCAGUGUGGAUCGUGGACGUGGUAGAACUGGAAGAGGAGGCUUGUAUUCGUCUCAUUAUUCACGCGGAGUUGGUUUUGAUGAUUCCGGUGAUGGGAUACGAACCGAAGGCCAAUCAUUCCAGGGAAGAAAUAGAACGUUUGAUAGAUCUCAAAGCGAACGCGGCUGGUCAGAAAGAAACGGCGCUUCAGAUCCGGUAGAAUGGAACGGGUCGACUAGUCCUAGAAAGGAUAUAAAUCGCGGGACUAGUAAUAGUUCGCUUAUGGAGAGUAAUUGGAGACGUCAUCGUGGAAGCGGAGAGGACGAUGAUAGUUGGCGCAAAUGGGGAAGAAAUAAUUGGCGCGAAGGUGGUAGUAUGGAUCGGGACAGAUUGGACCGAAAUGAGGGUGAUGGAGAGGAGGGUAGAGGUGGACCGGGAAGAUGGGAGCAUCGGGGAAACCACAGACCUUCCCAUGAUUCUGGUCAUCAUCCACCACCUCGCACUGCUCGCACUUGGGAAUCUAAUCAUCACGAUAAUCAUGACAAUCUACCUGAAUGGGCAACGGAGAAUCCCAGCGAGAGUGGUGGCAGUUUUGAUGCUUCGGGUGCAUUUCAUGGUGGAAUGUAUUCAGAUGAUGAUGAGGACGGUGCAGCCGGUGCUUCCCAACAGGGCAGAACUCGACGCGUCUCGGAAGGAAGUGCUUCGAAUGUAGUGAGAUCUAAUAGCAAAUCAUUAGCUUUUGGAACAGGUUCUGUUCAAUCCUUGAAUCGCCAUACAAGUAAUACAAUAGCCAAUACAUUAAGCAAGGAACGAUCAAAACCAUUGGAUUCGCUUGAAGAUAAGGAUGAUUCUAUGCAGAAAGAGAGGAGAUGUACCUCACCUUCUGUUAAGUCGACUACUGUGCCGUCGACUGAGAGCAUUCCCACAAAGACUUUAGCAUCGUCCUCAGAUCUCUUGCAGAAGAAGACUAUCGGAUCUACAAAUACGGAUAAAAUUGAGACUUUAGGUGAGAAAUGUAGCGAGCCUCCAAGCGGAUCUCAUAAUAAGGAGAACGUACAACCAGAGAUUAAAACGGAGCCGCAGGUAACUGCUGUGACCAAUCGACAAGUUCCUUUAGAGCAUCCGAAGCUUGUACAUAAUACAGGAACUGCCAAUGUCAGGCAGAGAACAGAAGAUGACCUAGAUAGAAUGAAGGAGGAAGCCGACGCUUUGGUAGCCAAAUUAAUGGCAGAUGAGGAAAGUCACAAGGAGAAGACAGCCGCUACUAGUGUUCCGCCUGCAAUUAGUAAUCAAUCUUCCACAGUUUCCUCCACGGGUAAUCCGGAAAAAUGGUUUUACCGUGAUCCGCAGGGUGAAGUUCAAGGACCAUUUUUAGCUAGUGAAAUGGCUGAAUGGUAUAAAGCUGGUUACUUCACUACAGGAUUAUUUGUGAGAAGAACUUGCGAUGAGAGGUACGUCACACUUGGUGAUUUGAUUAAGAUGUUUGGAAGAGUACCAUUCACGCCUGGUCCACCAAUACCUCCGUUAAAGCAAUUAGCAGAACAAGUGAUUCCACCACCUGUUCCUAAUGCCGUACCGGCUGGACUAGCUCCUGGUGUUAUUCCAAAGGCUGGAUUAGAAGAUCCAUUACUAUUGAUGACAUAUCAGCACAUGCAGAUGCUACACAAUCAGAUGCUGUUCAGGCAAAUGAGAACAUCAGCGAUAGCGAAAUUGUCGCAAUCGGAGCACUGGUCUACACUAACUCCUGUGGAGCAGAAUCAAUUGAUUCUACAAUACGUCAUACAAGAUGGAAUGCAGGAAAUUCCGGAAGUGCCGAUAGCGACAAAUCCGUUUGUGCCUCACCUAACGUCUCAGGCGACUAAUCCUGUUAUGCAACUUUUCACUCAAAUGCAACAAGCGAAAACGCAACCUGAGACUCAUUUACCAACGAAUCCACAUACGACAGCGUCGACCCAUCCAACAGCAAUGGAUCCUAUACAGCAACUUAUCCAACAGAUGGGCGGUUUGCAAAACUUGCCCACUAUGCAACAACCAAAUAUUGCUCCGACUCCUACACCGACGCAGGAAGACAAUCCAAUAAAGUCUUUGUUACGUCAACUUAAUGUCAACACAAACGGUCAUCCACAGGCAACCACCCAUAUGGAUACUGUUUGGCCGCAGCCCCCACCGCAAAUGGUUCCCCAAUUUAAUGCGCAGAAUUGGUUAGCGCAGGUUGGACCCAUUCCUGCGAUGCCACCAGGUCAAUUACCUGGUUCUCUCUGGGAUUUACAUGCUAAAGAUAUGAAAACCGAACAGCAAAUAUUAGAAGAACAGAAUCUUAAGUUACAAGAAGACAGAAAAAAGGAAGAAUUACGAAAACAAGAACAAUUGCAGCGUCAAGUGGAAGAGGAAAAUGCAAAAAGAAAGCAAAAGGAGGAACAAGCUAGACAAGCUGAGGAAGCAAAACGUAAAGAUGAGGAAAGAAAGAGAAAGGAAGACGAAAAGAAACGAAAAGAGGAGGAAAAACGUAAGCAAGAAGAAGAGCAAAAAAAGAAAGAAGAGAAGAAACGUAAAGAAGAAGAGAAAAAACGUGAGGAAAAGAGGAAGCAGGAAGAGGAAAACUUUAAGAAGAGACAGGAAGAGGAGAAGAGAAAGCGGGAAGAGUUUAAAAAACAAGAAGAAAAACUAAAGAGAGAAGAGGAAAAAAAGAAAAAAAUAGAAGAAGAGCAAAGAAGGCAAGAAAACGAGAGACUCAGAAAAGAGGCGGAAAUACGCCGACAAGCGGAAAUAGAAGAGCAGGCGCGUCGUGCGGAACAACGACGAAGAGAAGCCGAGGCGUUGCGUAAACUUCAAGAGAGAACUAAAUCCCCGUGGGCUCAAGCUCCACGCACAUUGACUCCCGCCACUCACACUGCUUCGCUUGCUGAGAUUCAAAGACUCGAGAGAGAAAAGAAAGCGGAAGACCAACGGCUUCAGUUAUUGAUGCAACAACAGUUGGCACAGCAGAAGGCAGUAGAAGCAGCACAAGAAGCAUCGGCAAUCGACUCUUCAAAGCGAUUGCAGUUCAAAUGGGCGGAAAAGGCUAUUGCUGCUAGUAAACCUCUGCAAGUGAAGAGUCUCGCGCAGAUUCAGCAAGAAGAGCAGGAACACGUCGCUAAGGUAAAGCAGGAAAGGGAACGACUAGAAAAAGCUAGCCAAAAAGAAUCUGCGAAUAUGCUGCAGAAUUCCGGAAUAUGGGGUACAGCAUCACAGUGCUUGAAUUGGGCUAAUUCGAACGCGUCAAGCAGCCAAGUGUGGUCCACAAAUUCCGGUACUACCGGCUUCUGGGAUCCUACUCCUGUUAGGUCGUCCACCACCACGAAGCAGCCCGCUAAACAAACUGUAAUUGCAAAACCUGCCUCCAGCCAACAACAGCAGCAAAAUAAUAAUAACAAAGCGUCCAAAAGUAAGAAUAAGAGAGAAGAAGAACUAGUGAAGAAAUUGUUUGAACAGAACACUGCCAAGACCGACGAAUUCACGCAAUGGUGUAAUAAAGCAUUGAGUAGUAUACAGGCGUCUGUGGACAUCCCUACGUUUGUUGGAUUUUUGCGAGACAUCGAAUCGGCGUAUGAAGUUAAGGAAUACGUUCGCGUUUAUCUUGGAGAUACCAAGCAGAGCACGGAAUUCGCGAAGCAAUUCCUUGAAAAACGAAGCAAAUGGCGAUCAGCGCAACGUCCUCAGGCACAAGCGGACGACUUGUGUAAGCCAGCACCCGCUGUUAAUCCAAAUGCACCUGCAGAAUUUCAAGAAGUUAAGGGAAAAUCCAAGAAACCAAAGAAGGGAAAGAUGUUCAAAGUAGAUAACAGAAUCCUUGGCUUCAGCGUAACUGCUGCUCCUGAUCGUAUUAACGUAGGUGAUCGCGAUUAUGGCGAAGGCGUCUGAGCUGUUUCACCAAUUUACCUCGUAGAAAUGAUGCGACGCUCGUUUCAUUAAACGGUUCGUUAUUUAUUUAUUGUACAUGCCAAACCGGUGCUGAGGAACCCAAUGCGGGUACCUCUUAAAGCAUAUGAAGACUUUUUACAAUCCAACACACGAAGAAAGAAGCUCAUCCCUUCAAAGUUGAUCGUCAAUAGUGAUCUUUAUUUAGAACCGGCUGAGCGUGGCGUUAUUUUCUUACAUUACACACAAAAACUCCAUUGUACAUAUUACUCAAAGAAUAUUUCGCAUGAAAGAAGAUGGACUUACUUUUUCCUAUGUACACAACUAAGGUUGGAAACUUUUAUAACAUUUCAUCUCGCCAUCGUCACUUAAAAUACACAAGAAAAAAAAGGAGAAAAAAGUAUGCCGACCGAUAAUUGUUCAUGCGGAUAUAUGGCAGUCAAUAGCAAUAUGUGUAUGUAAAGGUGUUCAAUGACAAAGAAAGCAACAUUAUAGAACGUGUUUGAGAUCGCGAAAAUCAUCACUUCUACGUCAAGUACUGAAUAUACGGUGCGUCAGUAUUUGUCCUUAUUGAAUCCUAUGGAUUUUCGCUUCAUCGCAGACACACGUCGAGAAAAGAGAUUUACUUUAUAUUACUCGUAAUACAUUUUGCAAAUGAUUUAAGGUGCAUUUCAAGCACGAAGAAUCUUCCCUCACUCUUUAAUACUUCUUCGCCGUCAUAGUAUUGCAGUAAUGAUACUUUAAGCAGAACAUAUAAUUAUCAUAUACGUGAAGGAAAUGCAAUAACAGAAUGGUUACUUGUAUUAUAUUCUGGAAUGAUGGAUGAGGAAAAAAGCGAUUCAGAGCGUUAUUUUCCUGAUAUUAUGAGGAUAAUUAUAUGAAAUAAAACUAGUGACUUUUGACUCAGCACAGUAUUCUUCAUUAGAAACUUUCGGUUUCAUAUAGAAACAACACAAUAGCGAUUAAAGGUAAUGU
Trachymyrmex cornetzi is the source of this 5250-nucleotide messenger RNA. RefSeq names its product GIGYF family protein Gyf. The coding region runs from base 82 to 4278 and encodes 1398 amino acids. Gene Ontology annotation, cellular component: cytosol. The record is from RefSeq and is a predicted model, not a curated record. NCBI's taxonomy places the organism in Eukaryota, Metazoa, Arthropoda, Insecta, Hymenoptera, Formicidae. The transcript is spliced from 16 exons. Gene Ontology annotation, molecular function: protein binding.